Molecule: messenger RNA, 1035 nt
Organism: Vanderwaltozyma polyspora DSM 70294
Lineage: Eukaryota; Fungi; Ascomycota; Saccharomycetes; Saccharomycetales; Saccharomycetaceae
Gene: MRP51
Product: mitochondrial 37S ribosomal protein bS1m
Exons: 1
Coding region: 1-1035 (344 amino acids)
Biological process (GO): mitochondrial translational initiation
Cellular component (GO): mitochondrial small ribosomal subunit
Molecular function (GO): structural constituent of ribosome
Source: RefSeq, a predicted model, not a curated record
AUGAGUGUCUCACAGUUGCUGAGAAAAUCAAAAAUUGCACAAGUAGUCAAUACAAAAAAUCCACUAUAUGUCAGCAACAAAUUCCAUCCAACACAUCAAUUGAUCACUACUAAACGGACAAAUUUUAACCAAAUCAAUGACUGGGGUCUCAAAUCACCAAUUCCUUCAAGAGAUAACUCCCGCUAUUUAGUCUACAACGAUCUAGACACCUUGGAAAGAAUUGCAACUUAUGAAAAAAAUAAUGGCCAACAAUGGACAAGAAUCAGAUUCAAUGAAUUAAACCUCACUCCAACUUUCAACCCAGGUGUAGCCAACCCUUUGUUCAAAAGUAACUCAGUACAAACUGACAACUCCUCCCCAUUGUCCUCGGUUUUGAAUUUAAAUUCAAAUGCUAGCAGUAACAGCAAUCGUUUGAAAAUAGGAAAUAUUAAAAAUCUAAGGUCAGAUUUCAAAAAAUGGUUAUUGGACAAUGAUAUAGACUCCUUAAAACAUAACACUUUUAACGUCAAAUACAUGAAUCGUAGCGCCAUAAAUUAUUUAAAUGACAAGAGACUUAAUAAUCAUCAUGACACAAAUAGGAAAUUAAAUUUACCAACAAAUAAUAUGACUCAUGUUAUAGGUACCGGUGGUUUAUCUUAUAACUUACGUGGUAAGUUGCAAAACACUCCAAAUGGUAUUAAACAAAAAACCAUCGUCCCAGGUAGAUAUCUGAACGUAGAUGGUAGUAAAUGGUUAACUGGUAUCGGUGGUAUGGUAGGUUUCGAAAAUUCUUCCUUCUCUCCAACUAGAUUAGACAGAAUGAACGCCGAAACAGCAAGGGAAAAGGCUUACCCAUUCGAAGUGCAACGUAUUUCCGUAGACCAUAAGGGAAACAUCAUGAUGAGAUCAAGAGUAGUAAAUGAUAAUUUAAAUUCAAAAUUCACUUAUGCCCGUGAAGAUUUCCAAAGACGUCCAAAAUCAUCAAGAAGAGCUGUAACAAAAGAAGAAUCAUCAUUAAAGGCUAAUGAAUUGUUGGGCAUAGUGCAAAGCUUCUAA